Copidosoma floridanum is the source of this 2670-nucleotide messenger RNA. Its product is annotated as receptor-type guanylate cyclase Gyc76C. The record is from RefSeq and is a predicted model, not a curated record. Gene Ontology annotation, biological process: protein phosphorylation; cGMP biosynthetic process; receptor guanylyl cyclase signaling pathway. Gene Ontology annotation, molecular function: adenylate cyclase activity; ATP binding; guanylate cyclase activity. Gene Ontology annotation, cellular component: plasma membrane. Lineage: Eukaryota; Metazoa; Arthropoda; Insecta; Hymenoptera; Encyrtidae.
CAUACACAGUGUUUGCGCGUCGAGUGGCAAAAGUGUACAUUGCUAAACCAAGUGUAUAUAGAUUGUACCUCUGUAUUUUAUAUGUGUACAUGCAUACGUAAACGUCGUACUCGGAGCGCAACAGUGUACCUACUCUCUGAUCUGCUGUACGUAGUGCUCGCUCUUCGCUAUAUAUACAACAGUAUAAAGACACGGUUUCGGAGCGCGCGUGCGGCACACGCGAGAGGUUCUUUCGAUUUUUGUUUUUUUUUGUUUUUUUUUUUUGUGGUGUUUCUUUUUUUUCCCCCAUCCAUUCACUUUUGGGCCGAUAAAACCGAUGUGUCAACGCUCGAGCACGUGAUCCACCAACAUAAAUAUAUAUAUACAUACGCACACUUUGGCGCAUCUCACGCGCGUAUUCGCAUGAUUUAUUUGGCGCGAGCUAGAUUUUCCUAUCUCGUGUAAACACAUCGAUAUAUUAUAUCCAUAUAUAUAUAUAUAUAUUAAUUUAUUGUGCACCGUGCAGCUUUUAUUUGCAUCGUGCGACGCGUAAUGGAAGCGACGAGGGAGCGGAGUAAUGUAACAGGCGCAUAAUAUAAUGUACGUGCACUUGGAUGCCGAGGCUAUCUCCGUCUCUUCCGCAAAACAGCAGCCGAGCCGAGUGAUAAUAAGCAUAUACGAGCGAGCGAGCGAAAAAGGGAGAAAAGAUCGGCGCAACGAUAUACAGCUCGACGCAGAUAAGCCUGUCCUAACCUAGAGGAGAAGAUUUGAAGGGGAAAAAGAGACUAUCGCUUUAUUUGUACGGAGCAAAGUGAAGCUGACCGGGAGUUGUCCGGCUUGAAAAUUUCGCGCACGAUCGGUAUACCGCGAGCGCGCAAGCACAUACACGUACACAAGUGCGAAACGCAGCUUACGAGUGUAAGUACAAGCUGCAGAGACAAGAAAGCGAAUAAAGAGAGAUUCCUCUAUCUAGUACCCGCUGCAGCUGGCUUUCUCUCUCUCUCUCUCUCUCUCUCCGCGACUGAUAAUUCAUUUGACUGCACGGCGAUUUUUUUCCCUUUCACGCAGAAGCUCGGAAAAAUCUGUGUGGACGUAUUUAUGACAGAACUUUGACACAGCAGCCGAGAGGAGCGGAGUGGCGCAACUCAACGUAUAUACUCACGAGUAUCGUGGAUGUGGUGGUGUUCCUUAUCGUACCUACGUACAGACACAUACGUACAAGGGAAGGAAAAAGACGCAGAGAGAAAGAAAGAAGAAGGAAGGAAAUAGCGCGUGCACAUGCUCACGGUUGGUAUAUAUAGGUACACGGUGUUAUACCGAGCCUCGCGAGCUCCGAGUCCCUUGUUUCUUUUAUUUCGUCUCGUGGCGUGAAGCAGAGCCUAGCCUAUAUAGGUGUGCGUUUGCACUAUUGUGCAGCCCCGACUCUCAUCUGCCGCUGCGUCUCGUAUCUGAUGCAUGUUCUACUUCAUUGUACAGUGCCUGUGUGUUCGAAGCUCGACUGAGGAAGAAGAUCUUUGAGAGGAAGUAUAACGAACUGCGGGUUCGGCAAGUGUAUCGGUAGCCCGAUCGGCAAGAGAUCGGUAUGCGUCGAAGAUAAAGUGGCCGGCUGUUGAAUCAGUGAGGAAAUACGAGUGUGAUUAAAUAAAUAUAUAUAUAUAUAUAUAUUUGGUGGUGUUGAUUGUUUGUUUUGAAAAAUAAUACAUAUAUGUAUGCAAUGGUGGUGAUAUUAUAAUACAGAGUGGAUGUCGAAGUGACGGAGAGCGGACGCUGUGCAUCCGCAAAGUGAGAUCGGCAAGGGUUGCCGGGAGCCGCCGCAUGCGAGGUGGAUCGCCGCUCGUGUUGUUUUUACCAUGCUGGACACGGCCACGAGUCACAGGUGAGGGAGUGGGAAGGAGGCGCUGACCGGUGGUGGCGGCGGCGGCCAUGCGCCCCGGCCCGCCGAUCCCGAGCCGCCGCAGGCCUCCCCGUCGUCAUCAUCAUCAUCACCACCACCACCACCAACGGCCCGUCAUCACCACCAGCAGCGGUGCAACCAACAACAUCAAUAAUCGUCAUUAUCGGCGACAACAGCGUUGCGGUUUCAUUGGCUACUUCGUCUUGCUGUUGCUGGUCACGAAUCCGGGUCGGAGCCUCGAGGAGCCCCCAACUACGACAGGCGCCAACACCAGUCUUGCCUCCUCCUCCUCCUCGGUGAAUUCGAGUGAUGCACUGUUGGCUCCUUCAUCAUCGCCGUUACCAUCGUUGUCCCUCGAAAGUGAUGAAGAACAACUGCCUAAGGUUUACAAGCCGAGGGAGCCUCAGAACCUCACUAUCGGAUAUCUGACGGCGAUCAAGGGCGAGUUAAAGGACAGGCAAGGACUCGCCAUCUCCGGUGCCUUCUCUAUGGCCCUUGACGAGGUAAACGAAGAUCAGGACCUACUGCCGAGCGUGAAACUGCAAAUGCGAUGGAACGACACGAGAGGCGAAACGGUCGAGGCAACGAAGGCGAUGAUCGACAUGAUAUGCGACGGGGUCGUCGCUUUUUUCGGACCCGAGGGCUCCUGUCACGUCGAAGCCAUCGUCGCCCAGUCGCGCAACAUACCCAUGAUCAGUUACAUAAUUCCUAUGGAUUUUAUGGCCGUCCAUAAAUACGUUUUACAGCGAACGAACAAAUUUCAAGAGAUCAAGCUAACCAACACAAUAGAUAAGCUC